AUGACGGUACAGAGUAUUGCUGCAUAUUAUUCGUUAUUUCUCGUCGUUGUUGGUACAACGAUGAAUUUGUUAACAUUGAUCAUUCUACUUCGACCAGUAUUUCGACAUCGAAAACUAAAACCAACGAUCUAUUAUAUGAGAGUGAUCGUAGUUUUCGAUAUUUUAAUGUUAUAUGGAUGGAAUCUCGAUCAUUACCUGUCGGCCAUACAAGGAUUCACUAUACAAAGAUUAUCGAUACCAGUCUGUCGAUUAAUGUCUUUUCUUAAUUACUUUGCUCCUCAGUCAUCGGCAUGGUUACGAGUUUUUGCCUGUAUCGAUCGAUAUUUCAUUGUUAGUCGACCACAUGAGACAUGGCUCAGCAGUUCGAAAAAUAUUGUCAUCAUCAUUACAUGUCUUCUCUCCUUCAUUGCUGUACUGAAUUGUCAAUUCUUUAUCCUCGGCUGCUCGUACAACACAAACGGUACCAUUAGUGUUCUUUCUCCGUCGUUCAAAGUCUAUCCCUUAUGGGAUUACAUCAACUUAGGCUUUUAUAAUUGCCUACCGUUCAUAUUCAUGGUUCUAUUCAAUAGUGGGGUGAUCUAUUACUUGUCUCAUCUAUAUAACAUCAAUGUCAUUCAACGUCGAUCGGUAUCGGUCACUUUGAUUAUCACCACAUUUCUCUUCUUAGUGAUGACUGUACCAGCAACGAUCGCUUUUGCAUUCUUCUCCACGGCCAACUCAGCACUUUUAGCUUUUCUCGACAGUCUUCUUUAUACGUAUCACAUCACAUCAUUUCCGUUGUAUCUGAUUACCUUCGGUGACUUUCAACGUGAAUUCUAUAAACUAAUCACAUGUCACAAAAAUCAUCGACAAGUCCUACCACAACAUUUUAUUGUUCAAUACAAGAAACCAAUGAAUGUCAAGAGCAAAGAUCCUCCGUGA
This is a messenger RNA of Adineta ricciae, 921 nucleotides long. The record is from the annotation of a GenBank genome assembly. NCBI's taxonomy places the organism in Eukaryota, Metazoa, Rotifera, Eurotatoria, Adinetida, Adinetidae.